Messenger RNA from Melanotaenia boesemani (Boeseman's rainbowfish), 3079 nucleotides. It is a transcript of the gene dnai4, whose product is annotated as dynein axonemal intermediate chain 4. The record is from RefSeq and is a predicted model, not a curated record. NCBI's taxonomy places the organism in Eukaryota, Metazoa, Chordata, Actinopteri, Atheriniformes, Melanotaeniidae. Gene Ontology annotation, biological process: cilium movement. Gene Ontology annotation, molecular function: dynein heavy chain binding; dynein light chain binding. The transcript has 17 exons. Gene Ontology annotation, cellular component: axonemal dynein complex. Bases 76 to 2394 code for a protein of 772 amino acids.
UUCUCCUUGUGUCCAUGGUAACAGCAGGCGUCUAGUUGGCAUAGCAACGUGGUAGGAGAACAACAGAAGUCUAGAAUGUCCACCAAUUUGGCUAAAGACAAAAGGAGACGUUCUCUGUUGCUGAGGCCCUUCUCUCGAGCCGUGAACGUGUCUGUGAGCCGCCAUGGAAUCCAGCAAAGCUCCAGACAUUCAUUCAGCAUGGUGGGUUCGUCCAGCCGGCGGAGUUUGGGUCGAGGCAGCAGAGUUCUGGACAGAAUUGAGUCCCCCAGAACAACCGUCCGGGUGUUGGAUGAGGAAGGUAAUGACGUCACCCCCAUGCAGCUGGGUCACUCAGAACCAGGAGCAGCCCAGGACAGAGCCAGCAGGUUCUUUCUGGAUGAAAUCUCUGAUGGAUUAGUAUCAGACCACACAAUGACCACCGGGAGCUUCACUAUGCCUUUCCUCAGAUCAGUGUUGGGAAGCAGCAGAAUAUCCAGUCAGUCUACCAUCGAGUCGGUCAACGAGGAGAUCGAGGAUACCUUCUUCAAAAGAGACGUGCCCGUCAGCUUCCCAGACGAGAAGGAGAAAAAAGACUCAGAGACAGAGCAGUUGACAGAAGACAUGUUAAAAGAGAUUGUGGAGGUCUUUAUCUCUGAAACAGACACCAUUGUACUAUUUGACAUGCAGCCCAUCUUUGUGGCAUCAGAUGCUGAUAAUGCUGAAGUCAUCGUGGAGAGAAAAAACCGCUAUGCUGAGGUUUGUAGGAAGAGAAAAGGGAAUAGACCUGUGGAUGUAUCCAUGCAGACGCUGAGCGGAGCGACGAAGAACAAACAGGUUCAGAAGGACAGCGUAAGCGUGACGGAUGCAGCCACGGCUGUUUCCACCUUUGACUUGUACAUGGACCCUGAACAAGAAGAAACAGCCCAAAGUCCUGAAUCUGAGCAGACAGACUACACUAAGGCUGAUGUGGACUCUAACAGAAGUGGAGACCGGAGCAUGUCAGUGACCAGCACAGCUACUACAGUCAGUGGUUCCAGUUCGCUGAAGGAAGUGGAAACACUGGGGAUAAUUUUGAACCCAGAGUCGGACUCGCAGCUCACCAUGCUGUCAGAGACAUUUCAGCAUUCCUUGCUUGUAAUGGAGAGGAGCAUCCUUUGGAACCACUUCCAGCCUCAGCUGGCUGUUUACAGACAGCUGCCUGUACUGAAAGAUCCAGACAGACCAGAGAGGUCUGAGGAAAAGGAGCAGAGAGAAGAUAUGCAGCUCUCCCGGUCUCCGUCCCUGGAGUGUCUCUGGGUUUUCAGCUGCGAGCUCAGCAAAGGACUGAGUGUCAGCAGCAUGAGCUGGAAUAAGAAGAACCAGGACCUCCUGGCAGUGGGCUAUGGUGAGUUUGACUCCAAGAACCUGAAGCCAGGUCUGGUUUGUUGCUGGUCCAUCAAAAACCCCACGUGGCCUGAGCAGAUCAUCCACUGUGAAAGUGCUGUGACUUGUUUGGAUUUCUCAGUCAGCAGUCCCACUCAGCUGGCCGUGGGCAUGUAUGAUGGCAGCAUAGCCAUCUACAAUGUGCAGAGUCCAGAUAAGUCAAAUGUCAUCAGUAGCCGUGAAUGUCCCAAGAGGCACGUAGGGCCAGUGUGGCAGCUCAGGUGGAACCAACAGAAGCUGAUCUUAACAGGAGAGGAAAAGGUGGAGGCUCUCUUCUCUGUGGGUGCAGAUGGCCGGAUCAGCAAGUGGUUCAUCUUCAACGGGGGCCUGGACUGUAUAGACCUGAUGAAGCUGGAGAGUAUCAGCAACACUAUGCGGAAAGCUGGAGGAAACAAGACUGUGGAGAUGGCGAGAAGUGUUGUGUCUCCACUGAAUCCUGGUCUGUGCUUCGACUUCCAUCCAACAGACUCCAGCAUCUACUUGGUUGGUACAUGUGAAGGUCUGAUCCACAAGUGCUCCUGCUCCAACAGUCAGCACUUUCUGGAGACUUACAGGAAACACCUUUUUGCUGUGAACUGCAUCACAUGGUGUCCGUCCGAUCCUCACGUCUUCCUGAGCUGCUGUGCUGACUGGACCAUCCAGCUGUGGCGGCAGGACCACCAGGGUCCCGUCUUAGGCUUAACGUCUACCCAGACGGCUGUGUGCGACAUCAAAUGGUCCCCAAAAUGGGCCAUGGUAUUCGGAGCUGUUAAUGAGAGGCAGCUUGAGAUCUGGAACCUGAAUUCAAGCUUACUAGAUCCAGUUAUUGUGCAGCCUGCUGCUCCUGGUGUGAGGAUGACGUCCCUACUAUUUGCUUCUAAGACAGACUGUGUUGUGGUCGGAGACAGUUAUGGACAGGUGACCUUCUACCAGCUCAAGAACCUCUGUGUUGAAGAACACAACCAGGGGAACGUUCUGAAUGACCUCCUCCGUUCUGCAGCUCCCAGAGCUUAAGCUCAGCUUAAGUUACCAUGGCGAUUUACCCAGUAAGGAUGGAAAAUCCCGGGUUACAAGAUUCAGGAAACUGAUGACACUCUGAAAAGAGGGAGUUAUCAGGUCUUUCCAGUUUACUAUAAUGAGAAUACUGAAUAUUGCUGGUUUUUAUUGUGUCUUACUCGGAAAACGGAAACCAGUGUACUGGAAUUUAUUUAACACUGGACGUUAAAUUGGUUGCAAAGGUGUAGAUGGCACUUCUACCUGGCCGACAAUAGCUGCUGAUGCACCUUAACAAUGGCUGCAACCCAUCACUCAAAAAUGUGAAAACUGAUGUUUUUGAUAUUUCUAAGAGUCUGAGACAUAAUUUAAACAAAAUGAUUUCAUGUUUCCUCUUUCCAAGGUGAUGGUAACUAAAUCUUGUACAAUUUGCAUGAGUUUCAACAACUUAACUUGUUAGAUUCUGUCAUGUUGAGCCAACAGGACUUUGCUCAUUUGAAUUUAAGACAGAAGAUCUGGUGAUAUCGUGACAUCUCAGACUGUCUUGCUAAGAGGGCAGUAAAGGACCGGCGAUCUGAAAGGUGAAAAAAAUACGUCAUCAUUUGUCUAAAUGAAACUUAAAUUAUCAGCAGUCAUCUCAUACUUGGUUUUUAUUAUAUAUAUUUAUAUAUAAAUUAGGGCUGUCAAAUUAUUACAUUUUUAAAUC